UUCUAAUCUUGGAUGGAUGAUCUGGUGAUGAAUUAUUGUCGUGGUGCCAGACGGAGUACUCUGCCACAGACAGAUUACCCAUGUCCGAUCCAGCAAGCGAAGCAAAGAUUCUCCGCCCUCCGCCGCCACCACCUCCACCUGCAGACCCAUACCUCAAGAUAUCUCACUACGUCGCAAAGCUCAAAAAAACCCCUCCCAGUCAAUUCUACCAGGCAUGCAAGCCAGCACCCGCGGUGGACCUGCUAGCCGCUUGUAGUGGUCCAUACUUCUUCUACGGCACACUCACCGAUCCCUCGCUGCUCGCUGAGAUUCUCAAGCUAGAUGAGACACCCAGACUACGACCGGCAUACAUACUAGGCUACUGCUGCAAAAUGUGGGGUCAGUAUCCCGCGUUGCUCGAUGCUCCAGGCUCGGUUGUUCAAGGUGCGGCGUAUCAUGUCCGUACCUCGCAAGAUGCAGCAAGGCUUGCUGCGUACGAGACUGGAAGCUACCGCGUGGAGGCCUGUCUGAUCCGCUACACAGAUGGCGAAGAACCGGCGGAAGACCUUGGGCAAACUUUCAAGUUUGUUGGUGACACGAGAGACUUGAGCGCAGGCGAGUUCGAUCUGAAAAUCUGGUUGAGACGGAUGGGGAGGCAUGCUGCGGCUGAUGGGCUGGAAGUGGCUAGUAGCGAGAAGUAGCGGAACAGAUCUUGACGGAGAUCACCCAGAUAUCACAGUAGUGAUUUGUCGCUGAUCCUUUCCUGACUAAAAGCCCCGGGGUUCAAAAGUCCCCGGAUUCUUGUGAAGGCGCCAUGGCUGGCAAUCACAGUCAGAGAAAGAGCCUAUCCAGAUUCCUUCUCUGCCCUUUUUUUGAGCAAGGAGAUUCUCUCAUUAGCCUCAAAGCGCACCGAGGGUCAUUCGGCAUGAUGACCGCGAAGAAUACGGUAACU
Molecule: messenger RNA, 931 nt
Organism: Aspergillus saccharolyticus JOP 1030-1
Lineage: Eukaryota; Fungi; Ascomycota; Eurotiomycetes; Eurotiales; Aspergillaceae
Product: gamma-glutamylcyclotransferase family protein
Exons: 1
Coding region: 81-680 (199 amino acids)
Source: RefSeq, a predicted model, not a curated record